AUGGUCGCCCGGGUCUACGUCGGCGGUCUGCCACCGGACGUGACGGAGGCCGACCUGCGCAUGCGCUUCGGCAAGAUCGCGGGCGUGACGAUCGAGGCCAUCGAUAUGGUCCUCCUCGGCGAGAAGGGCCGCGGUAUCCGCGACUUUUGCUACAUCAACCUCGUGGGUCCGUCGCCCGAGGCCGAGGCCGCGGCCGUCGCCCAAUACCAACAAGCGUACAACAACACCAAGUGGAAGGGCAAGCGACUGCGCGUUGAGCUUGCCGAGCCCAGCUUUGAGGCCCGGCGCCUUGCCGAGCUCGCCGAGAUCCAAGCCAACGUCGCUGCCGCCGCGGCCGCGCGGUCGGUCGGCCCGCCCCGCGCGACGCCGACGCUCAAGACGGCGUACGCUGGCACCCGCAUCGUCUUUUAA
This is a messenger RNA of Saprolegnia diclina VS20, 411 nucleotides long. RefSeq lists its product as hypothetical. Gene Ontology annotation, molecular function: RNA binding. NCBI's taxonomy places the organism in Eukaryota, Oomycota, Saprolegniomycetes, Saprolegniales, Saprolegniaceae. The record is from RefSeq and is a predicted model, not a curated record. Bases 1 to 411 code for a protein of 136 amino acids. The transcript has a single exon.